AUGGACUGGAGUCGAAUGGGGCCUUUUGGGAUGGACCAGAGACCUGAUUUUCCUGAAAACUUAGCUGACUUCAAGUAUCAGAGUGUUGAUGAGAAUGGUUGCCAUUCAGUAGAGGAUACAAUGAAGCAUUACCUAAUGGAACCUAAACAUGACAAUGUUGCGGUGGACAGUUUCUUAGGCCUCGGUAUGGAGAAUAUGGGCAUAAGCUCCAAGAUGGAGGAGUUUUCUCAUGGAUUUGACUUUAACUUUCUCCCAGAUUAUGGUGGAUCAGACUCUUGUAGCACUCAAGACAGGGAAUCAGGUUUAAAGCUCGAGAUUCUUGAAGGGUUUCUGGAUGAAGUUGAUGAAGUGGAAGAUAUCUACGCACCACACAACCUUUCUUCUAUUGGUGAUCAUUGCCUUCCAGACACUCAAGUCAAGAAGCAAGUGUCUGACACAGAUGGUGACCCUUAUGGUCUUAUGAACCUCAGUUCAGAAUCUUAUUCUUCUGGAAUUAGUGGAAGCAUUGGACUCUCUGAGUGGUCAAAAGAAACUGUUCCACAUUCUGAAUUCAAGAAUGUAUUGGAUACGAAUUCAAAGGAGACACUAUGUUUCUGUGAGCCAGGAGAUGACAAGAAACCACUGUCCACUUUUAUAGGCUCUUGGGUUGGACGAGGCAAGAGUCGAAAAACCAAUUCGUUUAACACCGCCCGUAGCAGAUCAGAUUGUUCCGGUGGAGCAAUGUCUUGUGUUUCCUAUGACUUCAGGCCUCGGAAAGGACCUCUGAGGAAACACAUUCAUACUAUAACGGAGAAUGCAUUAUCUGAUGACCAACUAACUUCAUCUGAGAGCGAAGAUGACAUUUGUGUGACAAACACAUCCAAAAGCAGAAGUGACAGGAGAAAGAAUCAGAGGAUGUGGACUCUUGAUGAAGUGGUGAAGUUGGUUAAUGGUAUUUCUCACUUUGGUGUUGGCAAAUGGACUGAUAUAAAGAACCUCUUCUUUCGUUAUGAAUCGCACCGCACACCAAUUGAUAUCAGAGACAAAUGGCGUAAUCUACUGAAAGCAAGCAAGCAUGUUGAUGGAGAGGAACGAAAGUCACCGGCUCGUCCUAUCCCUAAGGAUAUUCUAGAUCGUGUAAGAGAACUUGCUUCGCUCCACUUAAAAUCAUUGAGUUUCGUUCAUGAUUCCUCAAGAAGCCGAAACAUUUCAAGGAAGAAGAAGAAGAGGAGUUGA
Molecule: messenger RNA, 1215 nt
Organism: Microthlaspi erraticum
Lineage: Eukaryota; Viridiplantae; Streptophyta; Magnoliopsida; Brassicales; Brassicaceae
Source: the annotation of a GenBank genome assembly